AUGUUCAUAGAUAGAGACAGAAACAAGAUCACAUACCUCAUUUUCGUACCUUUCGUUUUGCAUUGA
Molecule: messenger RNA, 66 nt
Organism: Blumeria graminis f. sp. triticale
Lineage: Eukaryota; Fungi; Ascomycota; Leotiomycetes; Helotiales; Erysiphaceae
Source: the annotation of a GenBank genome assembly